Messenger RNA from Pyrus x bretschneideri (Chinese white pear), 719 nucleotides. RefSeq names its product protein RADIALIS-like 1. Lineage: Eukaryota; Viridiplantae; Streptophyta; Magnoliopsida; Rosales; Rosaceae. The transcript is spliced from 2 exons. Bases 129 to 374 code for a protein of 81 amino acids. Gene Ontology annotation, molecular function: DNA-binding transcription factor activity. The record is from RefSeq and is a predicted model, not a curated record.
CACACUUCCCUUCACUUAGGUCUUUUCUCCUCUCUCUCUCUCUCUCUCUCUCUCUCCCCUUUAAUUUUCCUUCCAAGCUUUUAAGUGUAGUGUUUAUAGAAAACCAUCUCACUCUAAGAAAUUAUUCAAUGGCAUCAAGCUCAAUGUCCUCAAGAGGCUCCGACUCCUCCUGGACUGCCAAGCAAAACAAAGCCUUUGAAAAGGCUUUGGCUGUGUACGACAAGGACACUGCCGACCGCUGGUACAAUGUCGCCAAGGCGGUUGGCGGCAAAACACCGGAGGAAGUCAAGAGGCACUAUGAGCUUCUUGUACAAGAUGUCAAGCAUAUUGAGUCAGGCCAUGUUGCCUUCCCAGAUUACAGGACUACUGGAUGAGAAAUCUCAAGCUUCACUGGAGCAGUAUAACUCACAGUUUAUCCACUAGUUAAUAAAUAAAGAUUGGUCACUCGAUCGCUUCAUCUUCAUCGUUACAUCGCUAGCUAGGAGCCAUUUUAAUGUUCAAUGACGCUGUGGUCAUGGUAUGGUUUUGUGUUCAGUCGUUUGAGAAAUCACAAUCAGUGAUUCUUCUAUGUAUGUACUUUGUACUAGUUUCAGUUUCUUUCAUUUGUUUCUUGCUACUCUAAGCUUAAGUAUGUAUGUAUGUAUGUAUGUACCAAAGGCAUGCAUGUACGUUGUAAUUCUAUAUGUAAGAUUCAAGUAGUGGAAUCUUAUUUUAUGUGU